This is a messenger RNA of Lactuca virosa, 975 nucleotides long. Lineage: Eukaryota; Viridiplantae; Streptophyta; Magnoliopsida; Asterales; Asteraceae. The record is from the annotation of a GenBank genome assembly.
UUCUAUAUUUGUACGAGUGUAUCCAUUUCUAAUCCUCAUAUACUGUCUUUUAUCUCUGCUCGAUUCCAGCUUCAUUACCAUUUCACUUGUCGUUUUUGUUAGUAUUGCUUUAAUUUCUGAUCAAUAACAACAUGGCGAACGAUUCAUCUCUUGAUCUGGAGGAACUUCGACACCUUCAAAGCAUUGCGAAGAGGCCACGCGUUGUUUCUCUCAUUUCCUCCGAGAUUCGCAACCUCGAAAAGCAAUUAAAUGAUGCUGCUUUAGUUGCACCCACUCCAACACCAAUUUCAACAAAUCUAAAGAAGGCUUCUGAACCUGCAUUAAAGUACACUACUCUUGGAUCUUUCAGUUGGGAUCAAGAUACUGAUAAAGUCAAGAUUUAUGUGUUUUUGGAGGGAGUUGAUCAAGAAAAAGUUGACACUGAGUUCAAUCGCAUGUCAGUUGAUGUGAAAUUUCAUGAUGUGAAUGGAAAAAACUAUCGAUGUGCUAUACCAAAAUUAAACAAGGAGAUUGUACCUGAGAAAUGUAAGGUUUUGGUUAAACCGACGAAAGUCAUCAUCACAUUGAUCAAAGCUUCAAAGGGUAAUUGGAUGGAUUUGCAUUUCAAGGACGAUAAGAUUAAGCCGAGUUUGGACAAGGAGCGAGAUCCCAUGGCAGGAAUUAUGGACUUAAUGAAGAAUAUGUAUGAGGAAGGGGAUGAUGAGAUGAAGAAGACGAUUGCGAAAGCAUGGACUGAUGCUAGGUCUGGCAAGGCAGCGGAUCCUAUGAAAAGCUUUUGAUGAGUCAUGAGUUGUUUAAAAGAAAUUUAGAGGGAUUUGGUUGGUUUCGUUAAAGGUGUGGUUGUGUUUUUGGAACAUAUUCCUGCAACCAAAGUUAUUAUUAGUAUAUUAUUAUUUUGCGUUUUUAAUUAAGGAAUGGGGAAUGGUUGUGGUUUGGGCCAAACUUUAGAGCAUAAUUAAGGUUUUACUAAGCACG